Trichoplusia ni (cabbage looper) is the source of this 1362-nucleotide messenger RNA. RefSeq names its product cell cycle checkpoint control protein RAD9A-like. The transcript has 3 exons. Gene Ontology annotation, biological process: mitotic intra-S DNA damage checkpoint signaling; DNA replication checkpoint signaling; DNA repair. The coding region runs from base 100 to 1290 and encodes 396 amino acids. NCBI's taxonomy places the organism in Eukaryota, Metazoa, Arthropoda, Insecta, Lepidoptera, Noctuidae. Gene Ontology annotation, cellular component: checkpoint clamp complex. The record is from RefSeq and is a predicted model, not a curated record.
AAAUUCAACAUUCACACACGUUUGUUUGUAUUUGAAAUUUGUAUGUAAGCAGGCCAGAAUUUAAUUGUAAUAAAGAAAGAUAAACAAAGUAAUAACAAAAUGAAAUGCCACGUACCAGGGGCUAACGUUAAAGUUUUAGGCAGAACUGUACAUGCUCUCGCUAGAUUUGGUGAUGAACUUUACUUAGAAUCUCUUCCUGAUUGCAUUCUACUAAGAACUUUAAAUGCAGCCGAAUCUGCAUAUGCUAUGGUGAAGUUCAAGAAAAAUUUCUUCUCCUACUUCAAUUACAAUUACUAUUCUACGGAAGAUAAUGAAGGCUUGAAGUGUAAAAUAUCAAUGAAAUCUGCGUUAAACACAUUCAAGUCUCCCACACACAUGGACAAACAAGUUGAAAACUUAGAAAUCAAACUUGAUGCAGAUGCAUGUAAGCUUAUUUUUCAGUUAAAAUGUAGGCAUGGCAUUGUGAAGACUCAUUUUGUAUCAAUUCUGGACUGUAAAGCAAUGCAAGCAGUUUACACUAAGGACUCUGUACCAAAUAGAAUAACAUCACCACAAAGGAUAUUGUCAGAUGCUCUCAACAACUUUCAAAGUUCAGAUGACCAAUUGACUGUUGAAGCCACUUCACAGUCUCUAAUUCUCCGUAACUAUAUUGAUUGCAGCAUAGACCUAACUAAAAUAAUCAGGACACAAAUAAGUUUAAAACCUGCAGAAUUUGAUAGCUAUGUUAUUGGAACAGAAACUAUUAUUACAUUUUCACUAAAAGAAUUUCGAGCCUUGCUAGCCUUUGCAGAAGCUCUUAACCUACCACUUCAAUUACAUUUUGAAACAACUGGAAGACCAGCUGUUUUCAUUGUCCAUAAUGGCAUUACAUUUGAGGCACACUUUGUACUGGCCACAACUAAACCUGAUGCUGCUUCACAAACAACAGCUACACAGAACACUAGUGUUGAAAGAAAGAAAAGAAAAGAUACAACAAGCACACAAGGCUCUGUCAAGAAGAAACCACACUUAGAUAUUGAUGUAUCUAAAUGUCUAGAUGAGGACUCUCAUUUGUUUAACUUUGUUGAGAUACCUGAUGAAAACUUUGUUAACACCAGUAACAAGCAGAAUGGUUGUCUAACUAGAGAUGACAAGAAUAGUACUAAGGUUGAUGCAAUGGACUGUGAUAAUAUCCCAGCUUCACCUACCUCAAAGACAAUCAAGUCUGUCUUUAAAAGAUGCUUUGAAAGCACCUUUGAUCCACGAAGCAUACAAGGUGUCAUUUUAGCAGAGAAUUCUGAUAGUGACUGAUACCAUUGUACUUAUGAAGUGUUGUUACCAAAUGUAUAAUUCAAUAAGAAUAAAUGUUAUAUUUGUUGCUGA